Molecule: messenger RNA, 750 nt
Organism: Oldenlandia corymbosa var. corymbosa
Lineage: Eukaryota; Viridiplantae; Streptophyta; Magnoliopsida; Gentianales; Rubiaceae
Source: the annotation of a GenBank genome assembly
AUGGCGACCCCUGAUGUUUUGCAAUUGGAACAAGAUUUCCUCUUGUGGCAAUCCCUCUUUGAUGCUCCCAAAGGAGAAAAUGUGAAAUCCAGAGGUACUGAUAUCGAGAGAAAGAUUGAGUUCCUGGAGAGCUUGACUGGAAGGGUUAGCAACCGAAGAUCUCGGAGAUGGUUGAAUGAUCGUCUGUUAAUGGAGCUCGUUCCUCGUCUAAAUGCACAAGAAAUCAGAGGCUUGUUUGCACCUCCGCCUUGGGGUGAUGACGUGCCAUUGUCUCCAUUUUGCAUGACAAAUACGGGAGAUUGGGAUAAAUUUAGAUCUGUGGACAUGGAUAAAGAGAAAAUAAUGAUAAAAUCAUUUGAGGGUUCGUCAAUGAAACGGAAGAAUGGUGUUGAUGCUGAUAAGGUUGCUGUACUUUCUGCUUGGCACAGAGUUGAUUGUAGAACUAGGGAAGCUAUUCGUCGCAACUUUCUUCCAGAACUGAUAAGUGGAUAUGAGGAGUGCAUACGGGAGUUUAUCAAGGGGAGUGGAAACGGUGAUGUUCUUGAACUAAGUGUUCAAGAUCCUUUCCGUCGGUUGGUGCUGCAUGGGGUUUGUGAGUUCUAUAACUUGGUGUCAGUAACACUGACUCAAAUGAAAGGCACAGAGAUGUUGAAAAUGACUAGGAUAAAGAAGAAAAAGGCAGGUGAUGCUGGGAUUCCGAACAUCACUCUUUGCAAUUUUCUCAAAAUGGCUAAAGAAGGGAUUUGGUGA